Messenger RNA from Plenodomus lingam JN3, 1074 nucleotides. RefSeq lists its product as uncharacterized. The record is from RefSeq and is a predicted model, not a curated record. NCBI's taxonomy places the organism in Eukaryota, Fungi, Ascomycota, Dothideomycetes, Pleosporales, Leptosphaeriaceae.
AUGCCCAUCUCAUUACUACCCGCUUCGGCCGCUGCCUUUGCGCCACGAUCAAACGUCAACGUCGUCCUGGCAUCAAAACCUGAGCCAUGGUUAACACAGACUCUCAAGAGGGUGAACCGGGUGAAGCGUCCAUUGAACAGCGUACAGCAACACACGCGCUGUCUGACAGAAACACUCUCGGGACCAAACGCUAUGUGGUCAUUGUGUUCGAUCAUGGUACCAAAGGCCCCGGAUUCCGAACUGCGCAAAGACUCGAAUCCUUUGGUCGAGGCCCUGUUCAACUACCAGCUCAUCCACAUUGAGGCCUACGUGGUACAUGUCGACAUGGUUUCACAACAUGAGGUUGCAUUCAAGCUUACACCAGAGACCAUUGAAGCGCUUAUCGAGUACCACAAGGACAUCUACUCGGUCGACGUGUCUGCCAGCACAUGGGAAUGGGCCGAGAAGGAGCAACAGCUGAAGAAACUUCAGGAGGGAUUCGUUCAGGCCGUCAACCGCUACGUAUUCCGAACUGGGGUGCGGGCCCUGGAGGGACUCGAGGAGGAUGGCGCCGGGGAGCUGCUCGAGGGAAGAGGAGAGGACGUCAAGAAUGCCAUCAUGGGCUUGUUCCUCCCGCUCCUACCUCCUCCACCCAGGAUCGUCGACGUCGUACGAUCGGCCCCUCUGCUUCCGAGCUCGCCCGGAUCUGCCAACUGGUGGGCGCCAACACAGCACAUGCCACAGUCGCACUCUGCAUCCAUGGACUCAUGGAGAGUGGUCCCAUCGACACCCAGUCCCACCAUUACGACUUGCAGUGAGACCGGACCGUCCUUCUGGAGCACUAUGGGUACCAUGGGCUUCGAGGCCAUCCAGCUACCAUCCCCGACGCCAUCCUUUAGCCAACCAUACAAUUGCACGAGCCCGUACACAUCAAGUUCGUACUACAGCCCACCCCCAGCAUCUGCACCGAUACCUGCUUUGCCUCUGCCAAGUGUUUUGGCCCAGCAGUGCGGGUCGAGCGCCGCCAUGCACCACAGCUAUGGCGGCUUCGGAUGGGAGACGGGAUUCGCACCACAGUACGCCGCUUUCACCUAA